This is a messenger RNA of Felis catus (domestic cat), 1557 nucleotides long. Its product is annotated as 40S ribosomal protein S29-like. Gene Ontology annotation, molecular function: structural constituent of ribosome; zinc ion binding. The coding region runs from base 327 to 503 and encodes 58 amino acids. The transcript has a single exon. The record is from RefSeq and is a predicted model, not a curated record. Gene Ontology annotation, cellular component: cytosolic small ribosomal subunit. NCBI's taxonomy places the organism in Eukaryota, Metazoa, Chordata, Mammalia, Carnivora, Felidae.
CCUGACGCGGGGCUCAAACUCACAGACCGCGAGAUCGUGACCUGGCUGAAGUCAGACACUUAACCGACUGCGCCACCCAGGCGCCCCUGUUCAUUUGCUUUUUUAUGCAAUAUUUGACACAUUCUAAAGAUUAUGUUCAUUUUAUAUACCUACUUUUGCCAGGCAAUAUCCUAGGUACCAGCGAGAUAACCGAACAAAAGGAUUCUUACACCUAUGAAGUGUACAUUCUGGUGGAAUAUUUACAUACUUUUUCUAUAUAAAUUAGAAACAUAAUAUAACGUAAACUUUUUUUUUUUUUUUUGCCUUGUUGCAUCUGAGAAAGCAAGAUGGGUCACCAACAGCUCUACCAGAGCCAUCUGAGGAAAGAGGAAAUUUGGCCAGGGUUCUCACCUUGCCGCAUCUGCUCACACCAGUACUGUGUGAUCUGGCAAUAUGGCCUCAGUAUGUGCCGCCAGUGUUUCCAUCAGUUCUCAAAGGAUAUAGGCUACAUUAAGUUGGACUAAGUGAAUCUCCUUGAAUGGGCCAUCCAAGAUACCUACCUACCUUAAUGCCAACUCGUACAUAAAAUAAAAAUACUUCAAUUAUGAAAAACAACACAUUGGAGAAACCACUCUUUCUCUAAAAACACAAAACGGGGGCACUGGCUGGCUCAGAGCCUAGGACUCUUGAUCUCAAGGUUGUAAAUUUGAGCCCCAUAUUGGGUGUAGAUUACUUUAAAAAAAUAAAUUCUUUAAAAACACAAAACGGUACUCAGUGGUGCUCUUCAUCUACUUCACAUAUGUUAAAGAAGUGAGAAAACCAGGGUGCCUGGUGGCUCAGUCCAUUGAGCAUCCAACUUGAUUUCGGCUCAGGACAUGAUCCCAGGGUCAUGGAAUUGAACCCUGUGUUGGGCUCUGUGCUGAGUGUGGAGCCUGCUGAAGAUUCUCUUUCCCUUCUACUCUCUCUAAAAUAAAAGUUAAACCACGGUUCUGAGUUGUGUUCAUCGUUCCUUUACAUUCGUAUGUUUGACCAUAUAUAUCUCUUCAUGCAUUGUUUACUUCACUAGUACUUGAAUUUUAUGAAAAUAAGACACUCAUCUGUGGCUUGCUUUUUCACUGUUGAUUUCCCUCAUUCAUCCAUUCAUUUACAGCGCUGCACAGUAUAUGCAUCUACCACAAUUUUAUUUACCCAGUCACAUGAAGACAUUGUUUCAUUUUAUGCUAUUAGGAACAAUGCUGUUUUGAACCUUCUGUUUCCACACAGUGUUCCUCUUAUGCUCUAGCCUCUAGUGUCUUUUAGAAUAGAAUCGCAGGGUAGAAAGUGCAAAAGACUUGCUUUUGAAAGUUGCUUUUGAAAGUAGUUGUACAAACUUGGACUUACUUGUAUCUUUGUCAGAGGUUGUAUUGGCAGAGUUUAAAAAAUAUUUUGCCUUUCUGCUGUGUACACCUCCGUGGUCUUCAUUUAUGUUUUCCUGCUAAUGAGACGGAGCAUUUUUGUUGUUCUCUGUAUCAUUUUUAACUUGUUUAUUUUUAUGUUUUAAAGUUACAGCAAAAUUCUAGUAAAUUUAGUUUGCUUUAC